CAUGGCUUCCAACCACCUCUUUUAUUGCAUGCACAAGCUAGAUACCACUUCCACUUCACCCACCUUAUUAUAUCAAACUACCCAAAAUAUAUUUCUCUUAGCUUGAAAAUAACCAAAAAAAAAAGGAAAAAAUAUGGGUAGUGAAAUAAAAUUAAGAUUUUUUCUUGUAACAUGUUUGUUUUAUGUAUGUUUUUCUUAUUCUACUAAGAAAACUUAUAUUGUUCAAAUGGAUAAUUCAGCCAUGCCAAUGGUUUUUUCUAGUCAUUUUGAUUGGUAUAAUUCCAAAAUAAAUACCAUUGUAGAAGAGAAAUUUGCUAGUAAUGAAGGAAGUAGUAGGGUUAUGUACACUUACCAAAAUGCUAUUCAUGGGCUUGCGGCCCAACUCACCGAUGAAGAGGCUUUGAAAUUGGGUCAAGAUUAUGGGGUUGUGAAUUUAUUUCCAGAGACAGUGUAUAAUCUUCAUACUACUAGAAGCCCAUUGUUUUUGGGGUUGAAUAGAGAAGAUGUUAUUCUUGAGCAGGCCGGAAACCAGGCCCGUAACUAUGAUGUCAUUGUUGGGGUGCUUGAUACUGGAAUCUGGCCUGAAAGUCAGAGUUUUAAUGAUUCCGGGUUAGGCCCGGUUCCGGCCCGGUGGAAGGGUGCAUGUGAGAAAGGUCAGGGUUUUGACCCGGCCCGACAUUGUAAUAGGAAGAUAGUUGGAGCCCGGGUUUUCUAUAAGGGGUAUGAAGCCGCUACUGGGAAUAUAAGUGAUGAAUUGGAGUAUAAAUCUCCAAGGGACCAAGACGGUCACGGGACCCACACAGCUGGGACCGUGGCUGGGUCCCCUGUACGUGGUGCAAGUUUAUUAGGCUAUGCACCAGGUACAGCCCGAGGGAUGCACCCUCGGGCUAGGGUUGCUGCCUACAAGGUGUGCUGGGCUGGUGGGUGUUUCAGCUCAGACAUCUUGUCAGCAGUCGACCAAGCAAUAGCAGACGGAGUAGAUGUACUAUCGAUUUCCUUAGGAGGCGGCGUGUCGUCUUAUUAUCGAGAUAGUUUAUCGGUUGCUACAUUUGGAGCUAUGGAGAAAGGAGUGUUUGUUUCGUGCUCGGCGGGUAAUGGUGGACCCGACCCGGUUAGUCUUACCAAUGUUGCACCAUGGGUUGCUACUGUUGGAGCAAGUACUUUGGAUAGGAACUUUCCUGCUAAUGUUAGGCUUGGAAGUGGGAAGUCAUUUAAUGGAGUGUCAAUUUAUAAAGGGAGAAUGAGUUUGUCACCCGAGAAGCUUUACCCGGUUGUGUAUUUGGGUAGUAACUCGACGAAUCCGGAUCCAACUUCCUUGUGCUUGGAAGGUACUCUUGAUCGUCGCAAAGUUCAAGGAAAGAUAGUAAUAUGUGAUCGAGGCAUUAGUCCUCGAGUUCAAAAAGGUCAAGUGGUGAAAGAAGCCGGAGGAGUAGGCAUGAUCCUAGCUAACACUGCGGCUAAUGGUGAGGAGCUAGUAGCUGAUUGUCAUCUCAUUCCGGCUGUGGCAGUCGGAGAGAAGGAAGGCAACGUUAUAAAGCGAUAUGCAAUGAGAAACCGAAAUGCGACAGCAACAAUGUCGUUUUUAGGUACAAAAGUCGGCAUCAAACCCUCCCCAAUAGUAGCAGCAUUUUCCUCAAGGGGUCCCAACAUCCUUUCCUUAGAGGUUCUUAAGCCCGAUAUAGUGGCCCCCGGAGUAAACAUCCUUGCUGCUUGGACUGGAAGUGUGGGACCCUCGGGUGUCCCUGCAGAUAAUCGGAGGGUCAAGUUCAAUGUACUAUCGGGUACGUCUAUGUCGUGCCCUCAUGUUAGUGGGGUAGCGGCUUUGAUCAAGGCCAAGCACCCGAAUUGGAGUCCUGCUGCAAUAAAAUCUGCACUAAUGACUACUGCAUAUAUACAUGACAAUUCACAAAGACCUAUAAUAGAUGCAUCGACCGGGUCACCCUCGAGCCCUUAUGAUUACGGAGCGGGUCAUAUAAACCCGGUUAGGGCGCUCAACCCGGGUUUGAUCUACGACAUAUCGCCUCAAGAUUACUUCGAUUUCUUGUGUGCCCAAAACCCGACACCAACCCAACUCCGAGUCUUUUCUAAGGGUAAAAAGUCUUGCCAUAACACUAUUUCUAAGCCAGGGGACUUAAACUACCCUGCGCUAUCAGCCCUAUUUCCUUCAAAUACAAGCAUAUCUAGUAUAACCCUCAAACGAACGGUCACGAAUGUGGGCCCACCCGUCUCUAGUUAUCGAGCUCGAGUCACUCCAUUCAAAGGGGCUAAGGUGUUGGUUGAGCCUAAUGUGUUGAAGUUUACUAAAAAGUAUCAGAAGUUGUCUUAUAAAAUCACAUUUAAGACAGUUUCUAGACAGCCUGAAGCAGAAGCUGGAUUCUUAGUGUGGAAGGAUACAGUUCAUAGAGUAAGAAGUCCUAUUGUGUUGACAUGGUUACCAUCAAUUUGAAUCAUGGAUAUACAAAUAAACUUCAUGAGAUUAAAUUGGGACAAUUUAAAUUUGCUUGUAGGAUUUUUUUUUUUUUGUUGUUGUUGUUGUUGUAAUCUUCUCAUCAUAGGGAAAAUUAGUAGAGUUGUACUAAGAAGUAAGAGCUAGUGACUUUUAUUUUUCUUAAUAAGAUCAAGGAUGAACAAUGUAAUAUGAUAAUAUCAAUCAAAAGAGGGGAAAAACCUUAUUGAUA
This is a messenger RNA of Amaranthus tricolor (Joseph's coat), 2678 nucleotides long. RefSeq names its product subtilisin-like protease SBT1.3. Gene Ontology annotation, biological process: proteolysis. The coding region runs from base 134 to 2446 and encodes 770 amino acids. The record is from RefSeq and is a predicted model, not a curated record. Lineage: Eukaryota; Viridiplantae; Streptophyta; Magnoliopsida; Caryophyllales; Amaranthaceae. The transcript is spliced from 2 exons. Gene Ontology annotation, molecular function: serine-type endopeptidase activity.